AUGCGGCAAAGGCGGCGAGCGGUGCGCAGGCGGCGACGAGCGGGCGCGCAGGCGACGACAGCGGCGAGCGGUGCGCGGGCAACGGCGAGCGGGCGCGCGGGGCGAGGCGAGCGCGCGCAGGGGCGUGCGUGGCGAGGCGAGCACGCGCAGGGGCAAGGCGAGCGUGCGGGGCGAGGCGCGGCGGCUGCAGGGCCGAGCGGGCGCGGCGCCGCGGCUCGCGGUGGCUGCGGCGAGCAUGGCGCGAGGGCGGCUGCGGGCGCGGCGGUGAGGCUGCUGCCCCUGCGCGAGGGCGAGCGCGGCGCGGGCACGACGCGCGGGCGAGCGCGGCGCGAGGGCGGGGCAGGGGCGCGCGGGACGAAGUGGGCGCGGGUGGGGCGUGGCGAGGCGGGGCGGGGCGUGGCAAGGCAGGGCGCGGCCGGGCGUGGCGGCGGCAGGUGGGGGCGUGCGGGCGACGUGGCGCGCGCGGCGGCGUGCGUGACGGUGCGGGCGAGUGGCGUCGGGCGCGACGGCAGGCUGGGGCGAGCGGCAACAACUGCAGCAGCGCGAGCGGGCUGUUGCAGGGUGCGGGCGCGCGGGCACGGCGAGCGCGCGGUGGCGAGCGGGCGAGGAGCUGAACUGCAGGCGGACAAUUUGGGUUCGGACGCUGCGUUGGGCGCCUCUAACAUGAACCAUGCAAAAUUAAAACAAGAUGGAAGGGAAAUGUCGUGCAAGUAUCGUGCAAAUUUUGCCGUUCGUGUAGCGUCACUCUUCCAAAAACCCAAUCGAGAUGAUGAGGACCCAUGUACAGUGUGA
Messenger RNA from Aegilops tauschii subsp. strangulata, 792 nucleotides. The record is from RefSeq and is a predicted model, not a curated record. Lineage: Eukaryota; Viridiplantae; Streptophyta; Magnoliopsida; Poales; Poaceae.